Molecule: messenger RNA, 1106 nt
Organism: Durio zibethinus
Lineage: Eukaryota; Viridiplantae; Streptophyta; Magnoliopsida; Malvales; Malvaceae
Source: RefSeq, a predicted model, not a curated record
AAUAAUAAUAUGGAUGUUCAAAGUCUAGGAGGUUGAAUUGAUCACUCUUUGCUUUUCUGCCUUCGGAUCAUCAAAAGAUAUCUCCCUUACUGUCCAACAAGCCACACAGUCUCUUUUAAUUUUUUAAUAAUCAUUUUGGCCUCCUAUCCUAACGCUCACUCAAACCUUGUCUACUACUUCCCCUGUUGGUCUCCAAAAAGUCCAAACACACUAAUAAAAUAUACUACAUAGAAAUGGAACUUUCCAGUCAAGAAGAGGAGAUCCCAAUUCCAUUGAACAGUACAUAUGGUGGGGGACACGGUCAUCGGCAUGGGCACGGCCGCAUGAUCCAUCAUGCUCCUGCACCCCACAACCAUAUCAUACCUUCCUCAGAACCCCAAAUCCCUUCCACUGGACCCUCCUUGCUAACUAACCUAGAUGAUCAUGUGCCCUACAAGAAAGUGGUGAGGUAUAGAGAGUGCCUGAAGAACCAUGCAGCAGCCAUGGGAGGCAAUGCCACUGAUGGCUGUGGUGAGUUCAUGCCCAGUGGUGAGGAGGGUACAAUUGAAGCACUGAAUUGCUUAGCCUGUAACUGCCAUAGAAACUUCCACAGAAAAGAAAUUGAAGGUGAGCCGUCUUCAUGUGACUAUUACCCAUUGCAUGGUCCACAUCUGAGCAGGGUUGGAAGGAAAGUCAUCUUAGGCCACCACAAGAGUGUCCUACCUCCCGAGGCUCUAGGGUACCCUACAGGUACUCUUAUACAUUCAAGAGCAGCUCCAACACCCCACCAGAUGAUAAUGUCCUACAACAUGGGCUCCCUCCCUUCAGAGUCUGAUGAACAGGCCGUAGACGGUGGUGGGAUAGUGGGCAGACCAGCCCAGUUAAUGAAGAAAAGGUUUAGGACAAAGUUUACCCAGGAACAGAAGGAUAAAAUGCUUAACUUUGCAGAGAAAGUUGGGUGGAAAAUCCAAAAGCAAGAAGAAGCUGUGGUGCAACAGUUCUGCCAAGAGAUUGGAGUGAAGAGAAGAGUCCUCAAGGUGUGGAUGCACAACAACAAGCACAAUCUAGCCAAGAAAAAACAUUCUUCCACCAACAAUGCCACAACUACUACUACACCUGAUGCAUGA